CCAUUUCCUGUUUCAGGUAACCUUUUUAACUAAAAAAAACUACCGAGACCGAAGAGAAGACGAGCAUUUAGAGUCGCAAGGAGAAUGGAUGAUGACGAAUUUGGAGGGUUUGAGGCUGCUGAGACAUUUGAAUGUGGGGACGCAGCUGCACAGCACCCCGUCUCUUCCACCAUCCCAUGGGCAGCACUCUCCUCAGUCCCAGGGAUGAAGCUGUCUCCGAGCGCCCCCCCGGACAUCCUGCUGGACCAGCACCCAUCCUUUCAGACAGACUCCCCGGAGCCCGGCCCCCAUGGGAGCCCACCGGAGCAGCACCAGGUCAUCCCAAGUCAUGAUGACCCAGCUGUGGCUCAGAAUGUUACGGCCAGUGAUUCUACUGACUCUACGGAAGCCCAGGAGGCUCACGCUCAACUCCAGCAAGCGCUGUCCAGCCUGCAGGCCAAGCUAUCUGCCAGCGAAGAGGAGAAGGCCCGCAUCAAGCAGGACUUGGAAGAAAUGAUGGAAAAGCAAGCCAGGAUUGAAGAGCAGUUCCAGACUGAGAAGCAAGCGGACACGGAGCUACAGAGGAGCCGCUACACCGAACUCCAGGAAAAGCACAACAGAGGCCUUGAAGACAUGAGGAGGGCAGGCCAUGAAUCCUUGACAAUAAUUGUGGAGGAAUUUAAGGCUUUGACCAAGUCGGCUGUUCUGCAGCAGCAGGAAGUAGGUGAAAAACGUCUAGAAGCAGCCAUGGAGAACCAGCGUCAGAAAUGUGAAGAGCUCCUGGAGGCCCAGCACCAAAGGCUGUUGGAUCUCCUAGAUGCUGAGAGAGAGGCCUUAGAAGAAAAAUUAAGAGAAACGUUGAGUCAACAAGCACAACAUCAGAAGGAGGUGCUAGAGAAAUGUUUACAGGAGGAGAAGCAGAAGGCUCAGGAUGCAGUAGCAGCUGCUGUGCAGGCGCAGGAAGGGCGGAUGAAGGAGGCGGUCCUGGAGGCGGUGCAGGAGGAGAGGAGGCGGGCCGAGCGGCAGCUGGCAGAGCAGAGGGCGGAGUGGGAGGCGGAGCGUCUCAGAGAUAGGGACCUGCUGGCACAGGCCAUACAGGAUGCUCUGGCGGACCAGCGGAAGAUCAGCAAGGAGGCGGUGAAAGAGGCCGUGGCGGAGGAGCGGAAGGCCAGCGAGAGGCGGCUCCAGGAGGCCACGCUCAAGGUGCGAGAGGAGCUCAUGGACUUUGUGAAGGAACAGAAGAGGCUGGACCAGGUGACCCGGAAGAAGAACCUGGCCAGCCUGGAGCUCUUCCUGUCCUGUGCCCAGAGGCAGCUGUCUGCACUCCUGCAGGAUGGGCCCGUCGAAGCAGAGGGUGACCCGGACACGCCCACCAGCAGCAGCCUCGAUCUCUGACACCCACAUUGCCUCAUCUAACUUCUCAAAGCUGUUGACCCACACACUG
Megalops cyprinoides (Indo-Pacific tarpon) is the source of this 1423-nucleotide messenger RNA. Its product is annotated as coiled-coil domain-containing protein 91-like. The record is from RefSeq and is a predicted model, not a curated record. Gene Ontology annotation, biological process: Golgi to lysosome transport. The coding region runs from base 85 to 1374 and encodes 429 amino acids. NCBI's taxonomy places the organism in Eukaryota, Metazoa, Chordata, Actinopteri, Elopiformes, Megalopidae. The transcript is spliced from 13 exons. Gene Ontology annotation, cellular component: trans-Golgi network.